This is a messenger RNA of Vicia villosa (hairy vetch), 2070 nucleotides long. Its product is annotated as zinc finger protein CONSTANS-LIKE 9-like. The coding region runs from base 223 to 1380 and encodes 385 amino acids. The record is from RefSeq and is a predicted model, not a curated record. NCBI's taxonomy places the organism in Eukaryota, Viridiplantae, Streptophyta, Magnoliopsida, Fabales, Fabaceae. The transcript has 5 exons. Gene Ontology annotation, molecular function: protein binding; zinc ion binding.
UUCACUUUACAAACAUAUACACACAUCAAACAACUUUCUCAUAUACACACCAACCCUCCAUAUCUAAUCUACAAUCUAACUAUACUUCUAUCCAUCUGAACAGAACACAGAACAUAGAACACAGAAAAAGUAAUCAACUGAGAAAAAAAAGAUUCUUCUGGGAAUCUGGGAAGGAAAAGAUGAGAAUUUCUUAAAGGGGAGCAAACAAAGAGUGGUUUAAAGAUGGGUUCUUUAUGUGAUUUUUGUGGAGACCAGAGGUCCUUGGUGUACUGCCGCUCUGACGCUGCUUCCUUAUGUUUGUCAUGCGAUCGGAAUGUUCAUUCCGCUAACGCACUUUCUAAGCGUCAUUCAAGAACACUCGUAUGCGAGAAGUGUAAUUCACAACCUGCAUAUGUGAGGUGCGUUGAAGAGAAAGCUUCCUUUUGUCAGAACUGUGAUUGGUCGGCUCACGGUACCGAUCCGUCUUCUUCAACUCACAAAAGACAAUCAAUCAAUUGCUACUCUGGCUGUCCUUCCGCUUCCGAGCUUUCUUCUAUAUGGCCCUUUUUCUCGGAUAUACCUUCUGUGGGGGAAGUGUGUGAGCAGGAACUCGGUUUGAUGAGCAUUAAUGAGAACAGCAAUAAUAAAGCUUCGGUUCCUCCAGAAAGCAAGAAUGUAUCUGGCUCAGCUCAAGUUGUUGCCGAUCUUCCCAACAAGGAUAAGUCUAGGGCCGGCACAUCUUCAAUAGCCGAAUCAAGUGCAGAACCUUGUAUCAUUGACCAGCCGCCCGGACCGUCCAAUGAAUGUAUGCCCAAGUUACAACAUCCCGGUAGUAUGGCAUCUGCACUUUGUGAAGAUGAUAAUUUGUUCGACGAUUUCAACAUAGAUGAUAUGGAUCUUGAACUUGAGAACUAUAAGGAAGUUUUCUCUUUCACUCUCAAUAACUCUGAAGAGUUUUUCGAAAAGGGAGGUAUUGAUAGCUUAUUUGAGAGAAAAGAUGUGUCUGCUAUUCCAGCAUCUUCAGAUUCAAUGUUAAGUACUAAAACUGAACCGAUUCUUUACUAUUCGGAAACACAAUCCCAUUCAAACGUUUCAUUUUCCGGCGUUAUCAACAGUGCUAGUGCUGGUGACAAUCAAGAGUGCGGCGGUGCUUCUUCAAAGCCUCUCACGGGGGAGCCUCCCUGGUGUCCUCCUUGCCCCGAAAGUUCUAUUCAAUCUGCUAACCGCAGCAACGCUGUCUUGCGCUACAAGGAGAAGAAAAAGAAUCGAAAGUUUGAUAAGAAAGUAAGGUAUGCUUCUCGGAAGGCUAGAGCUGAUGUCAGAAAACGUGUGAAGGGCCGAUUCGUUAAAGCUGGUGAAACAUUCGACUAUGACCCUUUAAGCAAAACCAGAAGCUUCUGAGUGUACACACACCCUUUAACCAUGUUCUAUGAAACGAAAGAAAUACUCAGCUAAAAAUAUCAUUUGAUGCAGUGACAACAAACUCUGAUUUUAUCACAGGAGCCGACAUUUUCUUCAAGAGAAAGAAGAUUCUAACCAAGCCACAUUCCGUUGAAUUGACAGUAUAGGCUGUGGAAUGGGAGGUACGGUCUAUUCUUCGCCGCAGAGGAUAUCCAAGCUGUGAUAUCAGCUAACAUGUCACAAUGCGCCCCUUCAAGGACGUAUCUUGAAUUUGAUUCACUUUCUGAGGCAAAUUGCGCUUGUCGUCUUUCGGCCACGAUGUUAUACAUGGUUUGUCACUAUUUCUGUUAAUUUCAUACUAAUUUAAGCCAAUGUUUGUUGAUCUGCCAGGGAAUGAUAAAUUGACAAGUGUCAAUGUUGUAGAAUGUAAUGUUUUGUUCUGCUGUAAAAUGUAAUGUUGUGUCCUGCAUACAUAUAGAUGGAGUUGUAAUUGCUAACUUAGAUAUAAAAAUUGUAAAUUUGAAGGUUAUGUAUAAAAUAGGAUGUCAUGUUUUCAUGAUGAUAGGUUGAACAUGUAUUGGUAGAAGUUUUGUUGGUAUUUUUUGGGUCAAUGUUUGUAUUGUGUACUUCAACUGUCAGCCCUUUCAUAAAAGAACUGGAACUUGUAUUGUGUUUUUUUUCUUCAUUCAA